GUCGAGAUGCAAACCUCCAAACUUGCAGAAGCAGACGCAAAGAUGACCUUUCCUUCCCCAUCACAAACUGAGGUUCACAUCCAGUCUUCGUAUUUUGAAGUACCAGAGUUGGAGGAUGAGAUGCCCACAACCCCAAUCAAAGAGAAGCCCCUCCCCCUAACACUGAUGGAGGCCCAGGUGCAAACUUCGUAUGUAGACAUACCAGCAGGGAAUAAGUGGCGUUCAUCACGACUACAAGUGGAAGCCCAGGUGCAAACCUCCAGGCUUGAACUGCCAGAGGCAAAAGAGAAGGCUCCUUCCCUAUCCCAAACACAGGCUGAGAUGCAAACCACCAGGGUUGAAAUAACAGAAGAGAAAGCAGCACCUCUGACUCCUCCAGAUGUUAAAAUAUUAGAAGAGGAGAUGCUGAAGGAGGAGGUAGAGCUGAAGCUUCCAUGCCCUGAAUAUACCGAGGCCCAGGUGCAGACCUCACUUGUUGAAAUACCUGUGGGGCAGAAGUGGCGUUCAUCCCGUUUAUGUACCGAGGCCCAGGUGCAAACUUCAUAUCAAGAACUCCCAGUUGUGAAGAGCAAGACUUUGCCCCCACAAGGUACUGGGGUGGUAAAGAAGGUCACUGAGCAUGCAGCAUCAAAGAAACUAGCAAAAACCUCGACACGAGCAACACCAAUAUCUGUGCACUUACAUGUAAAGAUGACUCCACGGCGCCGGAAUGGGAAUAAAAAGAACUAGUAAAAACUUGAAUUUAAACAAAUAAAACCUUGUAAAAUAACAAACUUAACC
Mauremys mutica (yellowpond turtle) is the source of this 780-nucleotide messenger RNA. RefSeq lists its product as uncharacterized. The transcript has 2 exons. The record is from RefSeq and is a predicted model, not a curated record. The coding region runs from base 7 to 729 and encodes 240 amino acids. Lineage: Eukaryota; Metazoa; Chordata; Testudines; Geoemydidae.